UCCCGGCGGCCGUCGGUGGCCCCGGACUUCGCGCUGGUGCCGCGCUCAGGGCGUGCCGCGCGCCCCGUCGCGCCCCGGAGCUCUCUCGGUCGCCCCCGUCGGGCGGGAUGGAGGCGGACGGGGACCCCGAGGAGCUGGCCCAGCUCCGCUCAGUCUUCGCGACCUGCGACGCGAACCGCUCGGGGCGCCUGGAGCUCGAGGAGUUCCGCGCGCUGUGCUCGGAGCUGCGCGUGCGGCCGGCCGACGCCGAGGCCGUGUUCCGGCGGCUGGACGCCGACCGCGACGGCACCAUCACCUUCCAGGAGUUCGCGCGCGGCUUCCGCGGGGCCCGCCGUGGGGGGCGCCGCCGGGGCUGCGGGGCGCCCGCCGAGGCCCGCGCCGGGUCCGACCGAGGGGACAGCGAGGGGGACGACGGAGACGAGGACGUGGCGGCGGCGCGGGCAACUCCCUGGGGCCCAGCGAGCCCGGGCCAGGCUUGGCAGGACUUCCAGGCGCGACUCGGGGACGAGGCCAAGUUCAUCCCCAGGAAAGAGCAAGUUAGUACCUUGUAUCAAAAUAUCAAUCUUGUGGAACCCAGACUGAUUCAGCCAUAUGAACAUGUUAUAAAGAACUUCAUCCGUGAGAUCAAACUUCAAAGCACGGAAAUGGAAAACCUGGCCAUUGCAGUGAAGAGAGCCCAGGACAAGGCAGCCAUGCAGCUGAGUGAGCUGGAAGAGGAGAUGGAUCAGAGGAUUCAGGCUGCAGAACACAAGACACGGAAAGAUGAAAAACGCAAAGCUGAGGAAGCUCUCAGUGACCUCAGACGUCAGUAUGAAACAGAAGUAGGAGAUCUACAGGUGACGAUAAAAAAACUCAAAAAGCUAGAAGAACAAUCAAAACAUGUAAGUCAAAAAGAAGAUGUGGCUGCAUUAAAAAAACAAAUCUACGAUUUAUCAAUGGAAAAUCAGAAAGUUAAGAAAGAUCUUUUAGAAGCACAGACAAGCAUAGCCUUUCUUCAGAGUGAAUUGGAUGCUUUGAAAAGUGAUUAUGCUGAUCAGAGUCUGAAUUCUGAAAGGGAUCUGGAAAUUAUCCGAGAGUACACAGAAGAUCGAAAUAGUCUGGAGAGGCAAAUUGAAAUACUCCAAACAGCUAACAGGAAACUGCAUGACAGUAAUGAUGGCCUAAGGAGUGCCCUCGAAAACACUUACAGCAAGUUGAACAGAUCCUUGCGCAUAAAUAAUAUAUCACCAGGGAAUACAAUUUCUAGAAGCAGUCCCAAAUUCAAUGGUCAUUCUCCUCAACCUCUGGGCUAUGACAGGUCAUCCCGCUCUUCCUAUGUGGAUGAGGACUGCGACUCGUUGGCCCUCUGUGAUCCUAUGCAGAGGACGAAUUGUGAAGUUGACAGCCUGCCCGAGAGCUGCUUUGACAGUGGCUUGUCCACCCUGAGAGAUUCCAACGAGUAUGACUCGGAGCUGGAAUACAAACACCAAAGGGCAUUUCAGAGGUCACAUGGAACUCAGGAGGGCUUUGCGGGCGAUGCCUCAGACACGGAUGUUCCUGAUAUAAGGGAUGAAGAGACGUAUGGCUCAGAAGGCAUGGCUUCCGUGUUAGACUGGAAACCCCAGGGGUCUGUUAGUGAAGGCAGCGUUGUUAGUUUUUCAAGAAAGCCCAUCUUGGCACUUUCACCCCAGACAGACAUGGUGGAUGAUAACCAUAAAUCUUCCAGCUCACAGAAGGCUUACAAGAUUGUGCUUGCUGGGGACGCCGCAGUGGGAAAGUCUAGUUUCCUUAUGAGACUUUGCAAGAAUGAAUUUCGAGGAAAUACAAGUGCCACCCUGGGAGUUGAUUUUCAAAUGAAAACCCUCAUUGUAGAUGGGGAGCGAACAGUACUGCAGCUUUGGGAUACGGCUGGUCAGGAGAGAUUCAGAAGUAUUGCCAAGUCUUACUUCAGAAAAGCAGAUGGUGUUUUGCUGCUGUAUGAUGUUACAUGUGAGAAAAGCUUUCUUAAUGUACGAGAAUGGGUAGAUAUGAUUGAGGAUGCCACCCAUGAAAGUAUUCCUAUCAUGCUGGUAGGAAACAAGGCUGAUCUUCGUGACACUGCUGCUGCAGAAGGACAGCAAUGUGUCCCAGGAUACUUUGGAGAAAAACUGGCCAUGAAUGGUUACACAGUCAUGAUUGCUUUUGCUCGUGUCAGCAAGCAUCGGCCGGGGAUGGGAGCCAGGUUCCAGAGAGUUAAGAGUGAGCUGGAAGUGAAAAAAAGAACUGAUGAGGAUGACAGCAGAUCCAUCACCAAUCUGACUGGGAGCUCCAAACAGUCAGCCCACAUGAAGAAUUGUUGCAAGGGUUAAACCCGAAACAUCCUUGGCCUGUGAAGCCUUCACUUCCGGAAUACAGGAUGAGUGUGACAUGUUGGCCGCUUACACAGAGGCGUGCAGCCUGUGGACACUGUCAUAUGGAGAGUUACACAUGGGAAGUCUGAACUGUGUUCUCAGUCCUUCCAGAACCUCACCUCUUCUUUGCUACGUUUCCAUGAAUGAUUUGAGUCCUCUGGUUCAAUAUACUUGUCAUGCUCUUACAGAGUCUUAAAAGAUAACAUGUAAAUGUUUUUUAAGUGAUGAAAAAAAAUCACAUGCUCAGAUAAGAGCUAUAGAAGAAACUCAGUGAUAUAAUUAGAUUCAUGUGGUAGCCGACUUCGUAGAUAAUCUAUGACAACAUUUCCCUCACAUACUCAAUGCUAGAGUAGUAGUAUAAUAAAAGGGGGUUUUGCUGUUAACCAGCCUUGUGGUCUCGGACAUGUCAACAGCCCACGUUACAUCUGUUUCCUCGUCUGUAGAAGAAGGCACC
This is a messenger RNA of Hipposideros armiger (great roundleaf bat), 2823 nucleotides long. It is a transcript of the gene RASEF, whose product is annotated as RAS and EF-hand domain containing. The record is from RefSeq and is a predicted model, not a curated record. The transcript has 17 exons. Lineage: Eukaryota; Metazoa; Chordata; Mammalia; Chiroptera; Hipposideridae. The coding region runs from base 108 to 2327 and encodes 739 amino acids. Gene Ontology annotation, molecular function: GTP binding; GTPase activity; calcium ion binding.